UCUAUCUCCAGAUGGUGGCAGUGGUGCAACUCUUCAGCGUGCAAGUUGCUCUUCUAGCUCAAAGAAGAAGAAGAACAACAACAGGGCCGUAGAAGAAGAAGAAGAAGAAGAAGAAGAAGAGCAGCAGUGGUGUUGUGUCUCAGCGGCUCCAGACUUCCAGACAACUUUCAUCAGAGACUUAAUUAAACAACCGGAACCACAACAUUUCAGCGGGUUGUCCGUUUGGAAAGAAUCGUGACUGUUCAGCGGAACUCGAGAAACCAGUUUACUCAGUCCAGGGGAGACCAGUUCAACAUGGACGCCCAGCAAGGAGCUCCGGGACUCUCUGGUGGACAUGUACAGAGCUAAUCCAAGAGUGAAUGUGGAGCUGAGACAGCGACUGCCCUCACCUGCACCACAGCAACCUAGCAACUUGACACAGCAACUCAGCAACUCAAUACAGCAACUGUGCAGCCCUGACAGAUCUGGGACCAGCCUGAGCCUGGAUCACACCGACUGGCCUCAGGCCCCUCAUCACCUCCCAGAGCCUCCUUCCUCCUGCUCCCCCUCUCCUUUGUUCUACAGGAGGUCUGUCUCUCCUGUCUCACCCGUCUUCCACAGGAAGUCUGUCUCUCCCGUCUCACCCGUCAUCCACAGGAGAUCUGCCUCUCCUGUCUCACCCGUCUUCCACAGGAGGUCCGUCUCUCCUUUGUCCUCCAGACCUCCAGGAGGUGCAGGGCAGGUGGAGAUGGAACUUUCACCCAGCCGAGGCCCUUCUCCUCGGGGAGACAGCUGUGGAGACGGCCCUGAUGGAGGACGAGCAUCCAGAGGUCCUGGUAGUCCCGUCCUCAGACGACACCUGGUCAGCCCUGAUGACAGCUCUCAUCAGGAAGUCACGUUUGGUCCGAGCACAGCGUCAAGUCGAGGUCCGACGUUUGAUCGAGACAAAAACAUCUCGUUUUUACUGAAGGAGCUCGACGCACUCAGAGACAUGAACAAGAAGCUCCAGGAUGAGCUGGUCCAGAAGGAGAAGGAGCUGCAGAGGAGGGAGGUGGAGGAGGAGCUGAGGGAGGAGCAGAGAGAGGCCAGAGACUGGGAGAGACCUGCAGCGGUGUUGGAGGAGGUGUUAGCUGCUCAGAAGGACAGAGAUCAGGCUCUGAUGUCACGACUUCUGUUGGCCAAUGAAGAGAGAGAUGAAGCUCUUCUUCGUGCACGCCAACUGCAGCAGGCCGCUGAGCUGGACGGUGUUCACCUGGAGGACACUGACAUGGACGUGGACGAGCUCCUUCGGUGUAUUUGCGACGCCGACUCUGUCCAGGAAGUUGAACAGUUUGGUUCAGUUCUGGUUCAGCGUUUGCGGUUGGCGAGGCAACGGAGAAGUGACAUCACCGCUCAGGAGAUGAAGGCCGUGAUGGAGGAGAGAGACACCUCAGUCGCUAAGUGUAAACGUCUAGAACAGGAAGUAAUCCAGGAGCGAGAGCAGAGGCUGAGUGAGGUGGAUCAGCUGAGACUUCAGAGAGAGAGGGGCGGAGCUCUGGAGGACCGUUCACAGAUGGAGGCGGAGCUACAGGUGCUACGAGCCAGCCACAGCUCUCAGGACCUCCUCACCGCUCCUCCCUCACUGCACAGUGAUGGCAUCUCUCCAGCGGAUUCGUUGACGGCAGCUCAUCAGGCCCCGCCCCUGCAGGUCCAGGUGCAGCAGCUGGCAAAGGAGAAGCAGAGCAUGGAGGCGGAGCUUCAACGUUGUCAGGCGGCGGAGCGAGAGGCCAGAGAGAGAGUCCGCAGGCUGGAGCGUCUUGUUGAGGUCCUGAGGAAGAAGGUCGGGACGGGAAACCUCCGAGCCGUCAUCUGAUGUUUUGCUGAAAUCAAUGAACACUCAGUUUUUUCCUGUUUUCUGUCGUCAGGUUUGUCUAAAGAUUUUUUUUUUUAAUUUUUACUCUUUAUAAACAUGUUGUGUUUUUGAGUAUUUCGUCUCUUUUGAUGUUUCUUCUGUUUAUCUUAUGUUUCUACUCAUGAAAUAUUUCUGAUAAUGUAUUUGAAUUGAUUUUCAGAUGUUUGACGGUGAAUCAAAUAGACUUUUGUUUUUGGUACUUUUGUUAAAAAUAUGUUUAUGAUGGCUGUAUUCUUUUUUUUUCUUAAUUUUGUGUUGGCUUGCAAUAAAAUGUUAUUACUAAUUUUCCA
Molecule: messenger RNA, 2160 nt
Organism: Epinephelus fuscoguttatus (brown-marbled grouper)
Lineage: Eukaryota; Metazoa; Chordata; Actinopteri; Perciformes; Serranidae
Gene: mipol1
Product: mirror-image polydactyly 1
Exons: 14
Coding region: 335-1831 (498 amino acids)
Source: RefSeq, a predicted model, not a curated record